AUGGGAGACCCAUACUCUGCCGAGCUCAUGAGAAAAAGGAGAAUAGUCAACUACUGCCCGGUGUAUGUUUCUGCAGAGUUCAACAAACUGAAUCUUAGUUACAGCGUUUCGUCGGUGAAACUCAGUGUGUUGGUUGACAUCGUCUACGAAUCGCCAUCCAUGGAGUUGGCCAACUGCUGCAACACGACCAAGAUCAUCCCAUGUUCAAAGAACACUACACGUAUCAACAACAAGAUCAAACUGGAAGUGGUCUUCCCUCAGCUUGGGGGCGAAAGUGGUAAACUUUACAGCUUUCUCAUGCUUGACAUCACUGACGAGCUGGCCGACUCUGUCACGAAAAAUGUGCGUGUGCAGUGGCAAAUCAUCAACAUUAGGGAUGGUACACUGGACUCAGGCCUUGAGACUGUGCAGUACGUAGCACCCGACCCAAUGUCCAAGACGACCAGCCACACCUUCCUCUUCCUGCUGCUUCGACAAAGCGGACCCAUCGACUCCACCGCUCUGGCGUCCGCUGACAGCAGCGUCCCUUGUAAACCGACGCCAUCUAGGUGCAACUUCAAUCUGACCAAGUUCAUCGUCACCUUGAAUCUGGUGAUAGAGGGCGCUAGUUGGUUCAGCUCGUCGCUAGACGAGGACUACGAGCUGAAGAUGGCUAAUGACGGGGUCAUGAGGACUAUGGAGAAAGUUUGCGCCGACGUGGCUUGUACUCCCACUGAUCCAGACAUGCCGGAUACUACAUCCAUGCCCGCCAACUGCCCCACUAGUUACGCCACCGACAACCGCCCGUCAGCCAUCAUGCUGAUGGUUGUUUUCGCGUUCCUUCGUUGGUUAAUGUAGGCACGAGAACCAUAGAGAGGAAGGUGAGUGAGUGGGUGAGUGAAGGAGUGAGUGAGAGAAGAAUGUAGUGCUCUCAAUACCAGAUGGAUGUCUUCCUAUGGCGAAUGGUUUGAUAAUGAGUAGAAAGCGUAUAUUCCCAGCUCAUCCAUU
This is a messenger RNA of Pomacea canaliculata, 987 nucleotides long. RefSeq lists its product as uncharacterized. Bases 1 to 837 code for a protein of 278 amino acids. NCBI's taxonomy places the organism in Eukaryota, Metazoa, Mollusca, Gastropoda, Architaenioglossa, Ampullariidae. The record is from RefSeq and is a predicted model, not a curated record. The transcript has 6 exons.